AUGAGAGUGUCACUGGGCCUAUUCAACACUGCUGUGAAGACAGAGAUAUCGUACUUCAACACACUUCCAGAAAAACUACAAAGAUUCUUCACCCGUUACCCACCAAGACCAUUCAAAGAAUAUGCAUCUGAAUCAACAUUAACAACAGCUGAAAAUGCUAACCCAUUCAUCGCCAACAAACACCCAAUCACAAAAAGAUACCACACUGCCAAAUACUCCAUGAGAAGACAAAGUGAUCUAUGGAAAAUCGCAUACAGACAUGGUAUUCAAGAUUCUUUACCUCCAUUAGCCAAUGGUAAGAAAUUCUACCAAGAGAAAUAUGAUACAAAACCAUUGAUGAAGGGUGUGUUGAGACCUAAGGGUGCCAAAUAUGAAAGAGAAAGACCACUCAAGGAAGCAAAGAUGAAAGAAGCUUUAUUACAUGCUGAUGAAAAAAUUGCUGAACUUAGAGGUAAAAAAAAAAUUGAAAACCGUCUUGCAAAGAAAGCUAAGAAGGUUAAACAUUUUGUUUGA
Molecule: messenger RNA, 513 nt
Organism: Hansenula anomala
Lineage: Eukaryota; Fungi; Ascomycota; Saccharomycetes; Phaffomycetales; Wickerhamomycetaceae
Product: mitochondrial 54S ribosomal protein mL59
Exons: 2
Coding region: 1-513 (170 amino acids)
Cellular component (GO): mitochondrial large ribosomal subunit
Molecular function (GO): structural constituent of ribosome
Source: RefSeq, a predicted model, not a curated record